This is a messenger RNA of Salmo salar (Atlantic salmon), 2575 nucleotides long. RefSeq names its product interferon regulatory factor 2-binding protein 2-A. Gene Ontology annotation, cellular component: nucleus. The record is from RefSeq and is a predicted model, not a curated record. Gene Ontology annotation, biological process: regulation of transcription by RNA polymerase II. NCBI's taxonomy places the organism in Eukaryota, Metazoa, Chordata, Actinopteri, Salmoniformes, Salmonidae. Gene Ontology annotation, molecular function: transcription corepressor activity.
GCUGGCUUCAGAGCAUGCGCCAGAAGAGGACUGGCGUAGAAGAAUCAAGUCAAUAGAAUAUUGAAGCUGGAAACACAGUUCAGAGAGAGAGAGACAGAGCUGCUCUACACCCGGACUGGGCUGAGCGGUAGGCGGUAGUCGGCAGUGAGAGAGACAGGUCACACCUACGACCUAGUAAAGAACAGUCCACACCGCUGCCAUCAGGUCCGGAGACAGACGGGGAGUAGAGAGGAGUCGAGGACACAUGUUUUGUUUUUACAGAAACGGAAGGAAGUAACCGUGUAUAUUUUCUGAAAACGUAUUGGAUAGAUUCUAACACAGAGACCCGGUUUGAGAGAGAGAGAGAGAUUUAAGGUCCGUUUUUCGGUGAAGAGGGAAGCUAUGUCGUCCGCGACGGUAGCUGCUUCUCGUAGGCAGUCCUGUUAUUUAUGCGACCUGCCCCGCAUGCCCUGGGCUAUGAUCUGGGAUUUUACCGAACCGAUCUGCAGGGGAUGUGUUAACUACGAAGGAGCGGACCGGAUCGAGUUUGUGAUAGAAACAGCCCGGCAGCUGAAGCGGGCUCACGGUUUCCAGGAGGGGAGAUCUCCGGUACCGGGGAAACAGCAGCAGCGAUCGGGGAAAGAGAUCCAGUCUAACCACCACGGGUCUGGAGGAGACCCCGGAUCCCGGCCGUCCCAGCCCCUGGACCGCUACCCCCUCUCCACCUUGGACCGUCCGCUGCGGCUGGGAACGGAGUACCAGUCUGGGAGACAGGCUAACGGUAUUCCGGUACCUAAUGGAUUUCCUAAACCGGACGACCCACCCGAGCUCAACCGGCAGAGCCCCAAUCCGCGAAGGAAUAACACGAUUCCUCCUAAUCUAGUGCCUCUGGUGAACGGGAACAUGUCCUUGUUACACGUAGUUAACGGCAGACCCGUGUGUCCAAUGGCGAUGGGGAACCCGGGGUCCGGUUUGAUGGCAGGUAGCCUCAACGAGCACGGCGGCGGUAAACGGUUAGUCUCGGUCUCCUGCAGUGACCAGCACGAGAAGGAUAAGCAGCACAUACCGGACAGCCUGACACCGGAGAUAGAGAAUCAUAAAUCCCGGGCGGAUGAGUGGAUGAACAAGGGGAGAGCGGGCAGGGAUUUGAUGAUUCUCCAUACGUUCGACAACCGGUUCAAGAAGGACCAUGCCGCCAUGCAGCAGAGGGGGAUGGGCUAUGAGCAACAGCACAACGGAGCUGCUUCUAAAUCAGACAGGGGGAAACACCCGCGGACUAUGAAGAGGAAAGCAUCGCCGGACCCUGAGGGGGAGAGAGAGGGAACCGCCUCCAAGCAUAACGGAGAGGACAAACAGCAGUGGUUACCGGGUCCACCAUCUGACCGUGACGGACAUAAAAUGACCCCGGGACCGCCACCAAGCUUCUCUUCCAUUCCCCCCACGAUAUCCCCCCAUUCACGCACCACCCCACCGGAAGCUGCGCAGAACGGCCAGUCCCCCAUGGCGGCGCUGAUCCUCGCGGCAGACAACGCCGGUGGUGGCGGGAACAGUUCGCCCAAAGACCAGGUCCACUCCACCACGCGCCGCAACAGCAGUAGCCCGCUCUCUCCUUCCUCCAUGAACCAGAACCGCCGUCCCGCGCAGGGUAAAGAGGCAUCCGGUAUUGUGGGGACACAUCACGUGCCAGGGGGAGGAAUGAUAGAUCAAGGGCAUCAAAGCAUUGCGGACUCGUCAGUACCCGGGAGUGUAUCUCUCUGCUGCACGCUCUGUGACCAGAGGUUAGAGGACACCCAUUUUGUUCAGUGUCCGUCGGUACCUUCGCACAAGUUCUGUUUCCCGUGCUCGCGGGAGAGCAUCGAACAGCAAGGGGCCACCGGGGAGGUGUACUGUCCCAGCGGGGAGAAGUGUCCGUUGGUCGGCUCUAACGUACCGUGGGCUUUCAUGCAAGGAGAAAUCAGCACCAUCCUUGCAGGAGACGUCAAAGUAAAAAACGAAAUGGACACUUGAGAUUUUAUUUUCAAAAUAUUUUGAGGAGAGAGAUUGUUUGGGGGGGAAAAAGAACAAAUACGAGCGUAUAAAUAUUAAAAUGAAAUACCAUCCAAACAAACUAACGAAGGGACAUUGUACAUAUUUUACCCAAACCGAGGAGACUAGCGUAGGCUCUAUAAAACAAAGCUGUAUAAUAUAGAGAUUUUUUUUAAUACAUUCAGUUUCUAUAUUUUUAGAAGAUAAAGGUAUGUAAUUAUUAUAGAACUGGGCUCUCUCGAUCCCCUAUUUGUUGAUGUUUGACACUGUUGAUGUAGACCUACUUCUGGUGGUACGUCCCAAAAGGCAUUCUAUUCCCUAAAUAGGACACUACUUUUGAGCAGGGCCCCCCUACAGGGACACCCACAGGGCUCCGGUCAAAAGUAGUGCCCUAUUUAGGUAACAGCCUUUUGGGUCGCAGUAAUUCUGUCUGGUGGCUGUUUCUGUUCAAAACCUAGAAUGACGAUGACGCUCCCUCUCCGCGAACCACUUGGCAACCAACUGAAAUGUUUUUAUCUGUAACUUGUUUCAAAAGAAUUGCCAAAUACAAUGUGUGAUCUUGUCUGAAGAA